Molecule: messenger RNA, 2061 nt
Organism: Saccostrea echinata
Lineage: Eukaryota; Metazoa; Mollusca; Bivalvia; Ostreida; Ostreidae
Exons: 2
Coding region: 1-2061 (686 amino acids)
Source: RefSeq, a predicted model, not a curated record
AUGGCUUCCCACUCUUUAUUACAAGUUGAGUCAGGUAUACAGCGUUUGUCAGAGUCUGUGUUUGCUGGAUUGUGUCGUAAAGUGGGGACUCCUACACAGGUCACCAUCAGGAGAGAAGUACAGGACAUCAAAGAAGUUUUGAGUAAUCACGUCACAACAGUUGAUGGGUGCAGUAUGAUGUGGAGUGGAAGUUACAGAGAUGGAUUCAGACUGCAGGGAUCUGAUGUGGACGUGAUGUUUUCUUUGAAAAACUUUCAAGUAGUCUGGGAUUUAGACCAAGCUCAGACUUGCAAUACAAACAGAAAAGAUUUCAUCCUGUGUGACUGUUCUGAAAGUCCUCCUGGAUUCACUUUACUUGAGUUCAUGAUAACAGACGGAAUAGAUUUCAAGCCAAUAUACAUCAGAAUAAAAGACAAACUUUAUAUCUCUAGUUCUAAAGUCAGACGAUAUGCGUGUUCACCACUCCCUCCAAAUUGGACUCAGCAUGGACCCUGCGGAAGUGGCUACCUAGGAAAAACAGAAUAUGAUUACGCUGUCUGUUAUCGCUGUAAACUGUGGCCUCCCUCUGCCUCCUCAUGGGUAGACAGAUGUCACUCCUGGCCCCAGCCUCAAGUUGUUCAUGAUAUUGUCAGAAAUGGAUGUCAUUUUGUUCCUAUAGGACACAAAUUAGGAAAUCAUGAAGAUCAUGAAUGGAGAAUUUCUUUUUCUCAGGCAGAACAAAAACUUGUGUACUCCAUGAACCACUGUCAAUUCCUAACUUAUGGUUUGCUUAAAAUAUUCCUCAAAGAAACCAUUAACGGUGGAUAUGAUGCCCAGAAUAAAGUACUGUGUUCUUAUCAUAUGAAGACGGCAGUUUUCUGGGCAAUUCAACAGAAUACAAUACUUGAGUGGAAUCCACAAACUCUUCUGGAGGGUUUCUGGGUCUGCUUUAAACUUCUCCUUAAAUGGGUGUACGAGGGGAUCUGUCCUAAUUUUUUCAUUCCAGAAAACAAUAUAUUUUUAAAUAAUAUCCAUGGUGAAGCACAAAAGCUUUUAUUCUGCAGACUUUAUGGAUUAUAUGAGAAAGGAUUAGUAUGCCUGCUUCACAGUCCCUCCAUCAGGCUCUACGUUAUAAAUGUCCUGUAUAAUCCUAGACAGUCUAUCUGCACACAUGAAUACAAUUUAAUCACAGAGGCUGAACUUGAUGUAGAACUUUUCAACGAGACAUAUACAAGUGAUGUUUUGGUCUUGUCUGACUUACCCUAUUUCAUUAAGAAUGUACACACAAUAGAAAAUUUGAUGAGUUCACCCCUGACAAAGUAUCAAGUUAUCUUAUUACAGAGACCUACAACCUCCUCUCUUCAAACAACUGCAUUUUUAUUCUUCAACAAAUGUACUCACACACGUGCCAACAAACUGAUGUAUACGGCAGACAAAAUGAUCUGUUACAUGCUGAGAUUAGCAGCCAAGUUUGGUUGUAUUUCUGACAUGUUGUACAUUGCCAUGUAUUAUUACCAGACAUAUAGAUACACGAAAUCCCUAUCUAUUAUAGAGAUAACAAAAGACAAAUUAGCAAACGCACAUGUAACAUAUCACAAUCGCGUCGACCCAGAAAGAUAUAGUGAGGCUGUAGGCGGACAAUCUUUGUCUGCAAAACUUCGUCAGGCUAGAGCAGACGACAUCCAUCUUUACCCGAAAAUCUGUUACAUAAAGGAAUUAACACCAGAACAGUCUGUAUUAGAGGAGGGGGAUACCCUGAAUAUUCCAACAUUUGUUCUGUUAUACAUGCUAGAAAUCUUGUGCUCCAUCCAUACUGAUACAAUACGAGCACAAAGAGCCUUACUUGAUCUACAGGCUCUAGUCCACUCUCACCAGGGGGUGUUUGUACCUGAAGGACUCAAAGACAUAUCAUGGCAGAUCCUUGGGAUUUGUCAACAGAUAACAGGGAACAUAAAAUCUGCUCUAUUUUCAUACCAACAGUCUAUUAGACAUAUAUACAAAAAUUCACUCCAUCAAAUACAGACGGCUACACUGAUGAGAAUACAGGAUAUAAUGAGAACAAUCCAGCAUGAGUCAAUUUGA